Delphinapterus leucas (beluga whale) is the source of this 1275-nucleotide messenger RNA. NCBI's taxonomy places the organism in Eukaryota, Metazoa, Chordata, Mammalia, Artiodactyla, Monodontidae. The record is from RefSeq and is a predicted model, not a curated record.
AUGUGCCACGUGCAGUCAGUGCCUGUGUUCCUUGAUGAGACGAUCAUAAGAUCCAAAGGCAUCUGGGGUCUCUUCCACGAGAUGGGCCGCAACUUGAAGCAUUCUGGAUGGAUUAUCCAUCCUCAUACCAGUGGGGCCAUGUGCAACCUCUGGUCAGUCUAUGUGAGUGAGACAGUGCUGGACAUCCCCGGGAAUCAGGCCCACUCUCGUCUGAGUCCUCAAAAUCGGGAGCAGAGGAUCAAAAUGCACAUGGACAAGGGAACCCCCCUGAGUGACUGGAACAUGUGGAUGGCUCUGGAAACGUAUCUGCAGGUACCCCUGGGCAGCCAGUGCGCGGACAGCGCCCGCAAUGCCACCAUGCCCUGCGGCUUUCUCCCGCAGGGCUUCGCGGAGUCUCCCCACCUGGGGCUCAUGCUCUUCCUGCUGCUGCUGGCCGUGCACCUGGCUACCCUGAGCAGGAACCUGCUCAUCCUGGUGGCCGUGGCCUUAGUGCCCAGCCGGCCGCCCAUGCUACUCUUCCUGUGCCAGCUGUCAGCCAUCGAGCUCUGCUACAUGCUGGCGGUGGUGCCCCGCUCCCUGGCCCACCUGGCCUCGCCAGCCAGCCCCAUCUCCUUCCUGGGCUGCACUGUUCAGAUGCAGAUGUUUGUGGCUCUGGGCGGGGCCGAGUGCUUCCUGCUGGCCGCUAUGGCCUAUGACCGCUACGUGGCCAUCUGCCACCCGCUGCGCUACGCGGCUGUGGUGGCACCUGGGCUGUGCACGCGGCUGGCCCUGGCCUGCUGCUGCCUCGGGGGACUUGUGGUGUCCGUGGGGCUCACGGUGGCCGUCUUCAACCUGCCUUUCUGCGGCUCCCACCUGCUAGUGCCUUUCUUCGGCGACAUCACAGCGCUGAGGCACCUGGCCUGCACGCAGAGCUACGCGGAGGAGCUGCAUCUGCUGGGCGCCUGCCUGGUGUUGCUGCUGCGGCCCUCGCUGCUCAUCCUGGCCUUCCAUGGCGCCAUCGCCGCCGCCCUGAGCCACCUGCGCUCCCCACGCGGCAGGCGCAAGGCUGCCUCCACCUGUGCCUCGCACCUGGCCAUCACCUUCCUCCACUAUGGCUGCUCCACCUUCACGUACAUGCGGCCCAAGGCCAGCUACUCCCCAUGGCAGGAUCGCACGCUGGCGCUGGCCUACACCAACGUCACACCGCUGCUCUAUCCGCUCAUCUACAGCCUGUGCAACGGCAAAAUCAUGGCCGCCACCCGCUGGGUGCUGAACCCCAGGGCAGGAUCUGUGUGA